GAGACCCCUUGGUCGCGCAUGGUAUCCACUCAUCAAUGGAAGUGGCCCCCCCGGGCACGUUGGCCAACUUCAAGUUCAAGUUCAAAUGUGUUGCUGCCGACAUGAUGAAGUGUGGCAGCCUGGCAGGGCGAAGAAUCCUCUAUUUCCCCCUUUGUGAUUGUACUUCCCGUGUGGUGAAUGCAGCGGAAUCGUAACCGUAACAUUGGCUUGCAGCUCAGGCCUCAGGCUCAGCAAGCUGCAUGCGCAUGCUGCAGCUCAGUCCCAGCCAGGCCAAGCCAAGGCAAGCCUUCUCCGGUACCAGCCGCAUCGGCAGCGCUACCGAGACCCUGCUCAGCUGGAGAAGCCGAGUGGAGAUUAAAUGAAUGAACCGCAAGCACAGGUGCGCAAAGUCCGGAAAAUUUAAGUUGGGUGUGGAUGUAUAAAUACUACAAUUAAGGCAACGAUGAAAAUACUCUCACCUCCACAGUAUUAGAGGAAAUUGCCUGUAAAUUUAGUUGGCAAAGUAGGCAGAUCAGCGCAGAAAUUCGGAUCAUGUAGGACGCCAUGUUCCCGAGUGUCCAUUAAUCACGUGACGUGUAAUUUAACGUUCAGUGAUUGGUCAACCCAUUAAAUCCGCCACGCCUCCGAGCAAAAUACAACAAAAGCAAUCCAUCGAUUUGCCUCGGUGGUUUAACUAUCAGUGUAAUAUUUACUUUGGAUCUUCAGUUGGUUACCUGCAACAUACCCGUCUGCGAAUACAAAUCCAUUGACUAUUAUCCCAUUUUUCAUGUUUUCUGCCGAUUGCUGCUGAAGUUCUAAAAGAAGAAGAAGUCAAGUCUACUCAAAGAUGGGGGAGAAGGAAGACUCAGAAAAGUACCUCAAACGAAGGAGAAUACGGGAACUUUUUCAGAGUCUAAUGGCUGGUCUCCUUUUCCACAAACCCGAGGACCACAUAGCUUUCCUGAUCGCAUGUCUUACAAAACUCCACGAAGACCCUCUCGCAGUCUUCAACAUCCGAUGGAACACUUUCAUCGAACACGGACCUGAAGGGGGCAGGAUGGCCGGUGUCGAGAUGGACGUUAGUCCCGAACAGAUCAACAUGCAGCUUCAGACUUUCCUAUCAGGAUCCGGAUUCCUAUAUUGACCAUUUUAUUUAAGAGAUGCGUACAUUUAUCCCGUUUCAAAUUACCGAAUCGUGAUGGAGUCAGACAGAGACAGCAUUCUCAAACGCGCGUUCUUGUUGAUCUACGAAGACUCGCUCGACAUAUUGUCCAAGAUUACGCCUUCUUUCUCGCUCUGCAUAUCAUGCAGGAUGCCAAGAUGACCUACCUCUAUCAUGUUUUUCUCUUGUGGUCAUGGCUGGAGUAAACGAAUUACCAACGUUAAGGCUGACAUAUCUUGAGAGCGUUUCAUCGACGUGCCUUCUGACAAGAUCUUCGAUCUGACGACAUCUUAUUCCUUGUUAAUUUUGAUUACUUGAGAAGCACAUGCGUCUGUUGUAACUAUGGCAACUGUCCGAUAAAACAUAAUUAUGACAACAUCCACGGAUUGCUCACCAGGAAAGUGUUUCAAACUUAACCAUGGGCUCUGAGAAGAGAGCAAUUAUAUUCUCAAAUGUCUGAAUUGCCAAAGCUGCCAAAAUCUUCAGUUGUUACUAGACAACAAUGAACAAUCUCUAUGUGUUUCACUUUGACUGUUUUAAUAUCUACCAGGGACAGAUUUUGGCAUCUAAUUUGGACAUUUUGUUCCUUCUAAUCUCGAUGUGUAAAUAGGUCAUUAACCAUCCUUCGAUCACCUCAUCAUAAAAUGAUUCCAAAUAUUUAUAUGGCUGAAUAAUGAAUUACCUUUAGGUGUAAAAAAAAAAUAUCACUUUUUUCACUUCUGUAUUAGGCCAGUCUGAAAAUCCAACUCGAUAGUGGGUGUUUUAUAAGAUUGAUUUCGUGCAAUCAGUACACUUAUUUUCAUUUAGCAUAAUUUAUUUAGAUAGUAGGCCUACUUUUUUCGACAUAGGAGGGAAAUUUAGCAUUUCUGUCAACUGUAUGUUUUCUCUGGCGAUUGAAUGUUAUUCCUUGAAACAUGUUCACUGAAAAUCAAUCAUUUUGGUGUCGGCUCAAGAUCUUCCGCCUCACGCUGACCAUAAUUACCAAAAACACAUCAAGAAAUUUCAGGUACAAGUACCAGGUGUAAUUUAAGGCCACAGUUCCGAAAUAUGUGACACUUUGUACUUGACCAUUUGUACUGAAAAACAUGAAUUAAUGUGUUUAGUAUAGCCUAUUCAACGGAAAACUAUUGACAUAACAUGCAAUAUGUGUGUGGUAUAUCUGCCAAAUAAUCGUCACUUUCGUCACUGGAAGAGUCGUUCAGAGAACUAAAGUUAACUGUGCUCAGAUUAUUUCAUUUUUUAUCAGCCAUACUUUAGGUUGGAAUUGUCGAUGUAUUAUGUGUGUUAAUUAGUGGCAUUAUCGUAAUUUUGUGUGUGCUCAAUAGUUGGCAAUGUACCUCACGUGAAUAUUUUGCAAUUAUAUCUUUUUCGUAAUAUCAGUUUGGCAUAAUUUUGCGUAAUGUAUUAUUUCAACUUAUUUAUGGAUUUCAUUCUCCUGUUGUGUAUGUUUGUUUGUUUGUUUUUUAUCAGGUCUUUGAUUAAGCAUGAAUGAAUAUUACUUGUACUCAAAGGCCGCGGAAUCCGCGGCUUGGUACUGCAUUGGGCUCCAUCCCCACCCCCCCCCCUUCAAUAAACGUGUACUUAUUAGGCCUACAAAAACGUUGAAAUGAACAUCUGAUUGUGAAAUUUGCUACAUAGUCCGGACUUUCAAAACCGUUCCGCGGCCCUAACUCUUACAAUAAAAUUAUUGUAAAAAUUGUUAAUGUCAUUUUCAUGUAUACUGUUACUACAGAGUAAAAGUGGGAAUAAUUGUUAUUAGGAGGAAUAGUAUAGUAGAAGAAGAAGAUGAAUUAAUAGUAGUAAUAGUAGUAGUAGUACUAGUAGUAGUAGUGGUAGUCAUGGUAGUAGUAGUCGUAGUAGUAGUAGUAGUAGCCAGUAGUAGUAGUAGUAGUAGUAGUAGUAGUAGCAGCAGCAGCAGCAGCAGCAGCAGCAGUAGUAGUAGUAGUAGUUGUAGUAGUAGUAGUAGUCAACAUUAAUUUGUAUAGCGCAGCUUUAAUAUAGAUAUAUUCAGCAGCGCUUGUUCGAAUUCAGAGCUCUUUUUACUUAUUUCUACAUGACAGCAAAUUUUCUUAACUAAAGAAAUAGUUUUUAAUUUUGAUUUGAAGAGAGUCAAGGAUGGAGAGCUUCUUAUGCCAAUUGGCAGGCUAUUCCAUAGUUUGAGGCAGUAGUAGUAUCCAAAUACGUAAAGAUUAAAAAAACUAAAAAAUGUAACCAUGGUAACUGAACUGUAAAAUAUAGGAUGGGUCCCCUGCAAUGAUUUAAUGUUACCUUACAGCCUUUGAGUUUGAAUCUAACAAAAUAAUCUAGCCAGUUCAAGAAAGCACUUUUUAUGGGGCUGUUUAUGUAAGUAAUUGUAACAAAUAUUUAUUUAAUUGAAUUUGAAUUACUGUCUUUAAUAGUGCCAAACAGGCUUGAAGUUCCUCUAUCAUGUUUGUGUGUUACAAGUAUCUGUACAACAAAAACCUCGGUAAUUAAUAUUAAUUUUUGAAUUGUCAUUAAAUUAGAAUUGAAAAUAA
Molecule: messenger RNA, 3657 nt
Organism: Lytechinus pictus (painted urchin)
Lineage: Eukaryota; Metazoa; Echinodermata; Echinoidea; Temnopleuroida; Toxopneustidae
Product: adenylate kinase isoenzyme 5-like
Exons: 2
Coding region: 827-1123 (98 amino acids)
Source: RefSeq, a predicted model, not a curated record